Brachypodium distachyon (stiff brome) is the source of this 1297-nucleotide messenger RNA. RefSeq names its product nuclear speckle RNA-binding protein A. Gene Ontology annotation, molecular function: mRNA binding. The transcript has 7 exons. The record is from RefSeq and is a predicted model, not a curated record. NCBI's taxonomy places the organism in Eukaryota, Viridiplantae, Streptophyta, Magnoliopsida, Poales, Poaceae. Bases 129 to 914 code for a protein of 261 amino acids.
AAAACGCUCGCCGAGGGAAUCUCUCUUUCUCCUCCCGCACGUCAUUUCCAUCCAAUUCCCACGGGGAAUCCAGAACCUUCUAGAGGGAGAACGCUCCGUCUCCGCUCCCCGGCGCGGCGGCAACAGCCAUGGCGGAUGCCUACUGGAGGUACAACGCCGACCCGCGCCAGCUGCAGCAGCAGCAGCAGCAGCAGAUGCUGCCUCCCUCCGCCAGGGCCCCGAACGCGGCAGCCCCGGCAGCCGCAGGGCAGCAGCCCCUCAAGCGGCCCCGCCCCGCCGAAUACUCCGAUGUACCUGGUUCUUCUGAGAUGGCUGGCUAUUACCCUCGUGAUGAAGAAAGGGCAGGAUAUGCUGCUGCUGCCGCCGCUGCUGCUGCAAGAGAUACGCAGGCUCUGAAUGCUUCAUAUGAACGUUAUCUACGCACUGGGCAAAUUCAAUCCCAUGGUGCUGGCCCUGCCGGUGGAUCUAUUAGGCCUGCUGCAGGAGCUAAUGCUGGCUACCAACUUGAUGAUCGUGUGGCUAUUGGGGGUGUGGAAGGCAGGAAUGUUGGUUUUGGUACUGGAAUGCCAGAGCCUCCCCUUCCCCCAGAUGCCUCAAACACGUUAUUCAUCGAAGGCAUCCCUAAUGAUUGCGAACGACGAGAAGUUUCCCAUAUCUUCCGGCCGUUUGUUGGUUUCAAGGAGGUGAGGCUUGUAACCAAAGAACCAAGACAUCCUGGUGGCGAUCCGAUUGUCCUCUGUUUUGUUGAUUUCACUAAUGCCGCUCAAGCAGCUGUUGCCAUGGAAGCUUUGCAAGGAUAUAAGUUUGAUGAACACGAUCGCACUUCACCUCAUUUGCGGUUGCAGUUUGCUCGUUUUACGGGUCCACGGGGGCAAUCAGGACCUGGUGGUGGUGGUGGUCGUAUCAGGCGUUAAGUUGGCUAGGAGGCCCGAUCACAUGGGGUGUACAACAAGUUUGAUGGUGAUAUUUUGAUUGUUGUUCAGAUGUAUUUUUCCCAAUAGUACUAGAAUUGUUAGCUUCUACCAGAGAAAUCGAUAGCAUGCACCUUCGGUCGUCCUAACUUUGCAAUGUUUCUUUUGGACCAAAUGAAUUGGUUAAACAUGGAAGGCAGAAAUGAUUUUGGUGUCCGACAGGCUAUGUAUGUAGUCACUUUACAAAUCAUAAAAAUCUAUUGUUGAUUUUGUAGGUAGUAGUCGUUGAAUUAGGCGUUAAGUUGGCCAGGUGAUUCAUGAAUCUGCUCGGCCCAGACAUUUGUUGAUUUCGCUUGACCAGCAUCAUCCAUUUUGUUUCUUAAUCA